Molecule: messenger RNA, 1998 nt
Organism: Misgurnus anguillicaudatus (oriental weatherfish)
Lineage: Eukaryota; Metazoa; Chordata; Actinopteri; Cypriniformes; Cobitidae
Biological process (GO): DNA integration
Molecular function (GO): nucleic acid binding
Source: RefSeq, a predicted model, not a curated record
GAUGGAACAAAUUCCAUGUUACACAGUAAAUUUGCUAAAAUUGGCACUUUCAGUGACUAUAUGCCAGUCUUACCCUAAUGAAUGGUAUCUUCAACUCUUUAACUGGUAGCUUGUAAUUAUCCAUGUGUGGUUAUUUAAUAGGCAGAAGCAAUAACAAAGUCAAAAGCAGGCACAGGUUAAAACCAGAAAAUGCAAUAGUCCAGGGAGUUUAACUACAUGUGAGUGAGUAGAAAGGGUAAAAUAAGUAAUGGGUAUCAUAGUUUUCAAAAUAAUCUAGUUAGCAUUGUAUCUGAGUUUGAUACAUUAUUGCAUUGAUAUAACUGCUUUGAGAUUUUAACAAGAUCUACACAAAAUAGUUUUGUAUAAUUCAAUCUCAUUUUCUCUCUUACUUUUUUAUACAAACAGGAAAUUCAGUAUUUCACUGAGAGACAGAUAUACUGAUAUGUCUGAUUCUGAUCUUGAUAACCAAGUCAGAGAACUAGUUGGAGGAAACGAUGAGCUUGGGGCAGAAUCAGUAAGAGCACGUCUGGCAGGUCAAGGGAUAAUAGUGCAGCGUCACAGAGUGCGACAAAGUUUGAUCAGGACCAAUCCAGUGGGAGCAGCUCAGAGAGUCACAACACGCAGGCUACACAGAAGAGUCUACAAAGUUGCCGGGCCAAACGCACUAUGGCAUUUGGAUGGCAAUCAUAAGUUAAUCAGGUGGCGAAUUGUAAUACACGGCGGCAUAGACGGCUACAGCAGACUUGUUGUUUUCCUAAAGGCUUCAGACAACAAUCGCAGCAACACAGUUUUUGAGAGCUUUGUAGAUGCUAUUGGCAAACAUGGAAUACCUUCAAGAGUUCGCUGUGAUAAUGGAGGGGAGAACAAUUCCGUCUGUCUAUUUAUGAAUGUGUUCCGAGGCUCAACAAGAGGAAGUGCUCUGAGAGGAAGGAGCACGCACAAUCAAAGGAUUGAAAGAUUGUGGGGUGAUGUUUGGCGGGGCAUCACCAAUACUUAUUAUUCCUUAUUCACGCUCUUGGAGAGUGAGGGUAAAAUUGACACUAACAAUGAAAUGCAUCUCUGGGCAUUACAUUAUGUAUAUAUACCUAGAAUCAACAGGGAUCUCCAACUGUUCAUUAAUCAAUGGAACCACCACAAGCUGAGGACUGAACGACACAUGUCUCCACACCAGAUCUUUAUUCGAGGGUGUCUGUUACAGCCAACUCAAAACCAGACUGGCAUACGUGGAGUUUUUGGAGCAGAUGAGGAACCAGCUCCAGAUACGAAUGCUCCCCCAGUUGCUGAAGUUGAAACCCCACAUCCUCAAACUGUGUUCCACUGGCCAGAAGCUGUUCAGAUCCUUGCCAACCAAUUCAACCUUCAAGAAGGACAAAUAGAACAACUUGUGCAGCUUGUCAAUCCACUUGGUGGAAGACGUGAUGAUUUAGGAACUGAUCUUUUGGAGCAAGCCAUUAGCUUCCUUGAAACUAUUGUCCAUCAGGGAGAGUAAAUUCUUACCAUUUCAACUGGAAAUGGAGUUUUUAUUUUGAGUUACUUGUUUUUUCAUUCAUUUAUAUAGUUACAUAUUCAUUGACGUUCUCAACAUUCCACAACAAUCUAUUAAAAUAUUUACGAUGUGUAUUGAAACCAUUUAAAUGAAGUCAAAACAGAACUAUUAAAACAUGGCACAUUUAUUGACAGUGGAUCACCUUGUUUUACUUUAACCUCUUAAGACCUGGCGUGUCCACAUAUGUGGACAUCACAUUUUUGUUGUUUGCACCUUAAUACUUAAUUUGUGUAACUGCAACCUGUUUUACACAAACCUAGACAAUUUUACACUGCUUUAUGUUCAAAGAAAAACAUUUGAUUCUUAUUUAUUGGUUCUUCCUUACCCCAAAAUUUGAAAUAAAGACAAACCAAAGCUCAGAUCUUAGGAGGUUAAUGAUUACCUUAAAUUUGUAAAUUGAGGUUGUGCAAUAUUGAAACGAAAAUAAUAAAGAGAUUUGUUUUUUACAUUCA